AUGGUGGUUAAGCUGGUAAACCACCUGGUACCGUUCCUGUGGGGUGGAGACCCCUUCUUUGCCCCGGCCUUUCUGGAUGUAUACCGAAGUUUCACUACCACACAGCAUGUGCUGGAUCUCCUGUUGAAAUGGUAUGCAGACUUCCACUCGGAUUGCAUAGAGGAUGAACUAGUAAAGAGUAUCCUCUGUUAUUUCCUGGACACAUGGAUAGACAAAUAUCCUGAGGAGUUUUGUCAGACCUCAGACCUGUCCAUUCUGAGAAAACUGAAGGCCUACUUGAUUGUGAACAUGUCUUACUCAGAUUUGAAUCUGCAGGUUCAUAAUCUUCUCAUGGAAUUGCAGCAAGAGUCCAAUGAAUCAGAGAUAGAGGAUGAAGACGACUCAGACCAAUGGGAUAGUGCUUUGCACCUCCAGUGUGGGCAUUCCCUCAUCAGUGAACCUUCCUCAAAAACUCCACCCCAGAACCCAGGUGCACUUCACCAAGCUCCAGAAUUUUCUGAAUGCACUCAGGUCUACAGUGACAUUGAAUGUGAAGCAUACAGAAGGUUACUCACAGAGUACUGGAUCCAUCAACUCUCUUCAUCAAGAUUUGCUGACAAGACCCGGAGCGGCCUCAAAUUCUGUAACAUCCAAUGGCUCCGAAGAAGUAGAGGUGUGAGUGUGUGGAGGUGUGCGGGAGGGUCGGAGCAUCCUGGUGUAUUGUCUGGCAGAAGCAAGCCCUUAGAGGAGAAGACUAUGGUAAAUGAGCAGUUGCCUCAUGGGAACAUGGAAAGCAUGAGACCUAAGAGACAGCGAUGCCUUCCAAAGCUUAAUGUGACACAUGCUGGAAUCUGGCCAUGGAUAGAAACGGAGGCAAAAACUUGGAAUGAGUUGAAAGAAUCACUAACAAUACUAAAAGCUGCCAAGAAGAUGCGCUGUAGGAUUCAGAGGGUUGAACUUGAAAAUGCUAACUUAGUCAUCACAAUUGAAAAACAAGCAAGAGAAAUGAAAGUGCUUCGUGAAAAACUGUUAGAUGCAGGAAUCAACGUGGUGGAAGCAGCACGGGAGGGAGAACCAGGGGAGAAGAGGGAGGAGACUUGCAAGUGUCCAGAGCGGUCAUGUUCAAAUCCCGAGGGGGAAAUGCGGUGGAAGACCUCUUCAAUGGUGGCUCUUGUAGGGCCCCACCCUGAGUGCCCUCAAGGUCCAUAUCUAACAAGUAGCACCAUGGGGCCACAAGGAAAUGUGCUCCAGCCCUCCCAAUGCCCAGAAGCCAGCUGUGAAUGCAUGGAAAAUCCUAGGAGCUGGUCUCAGGAUAAGGAGAAAGCUCAUCUUGAACUGAUCAGCUCGGUCCGUUCUCUACUCUGUGCUCUGCAUCAAGAAACCAGGAGGACUAAAAAGCUACAAAAAGAGCUAGCCGAAAUGAAGAAGAUCUUUAACAUGCCCCCACAGGAAGGGCAUGGGCAUGAAGGCAGAGGACAUAGUUUUCGUGAGGUUUCAAAAGUCAGUCAAGCUGAAAUGGGUGUUCCAGUUGCCAUGCGAAGGCUUGAGGGAGAAGCAGCAACUGCAGAAAACUUCAUGUGCACUCAUGAGAGCCCAAAUGUCUCGUACCUAACUCAGAUGGAGCUCGAAAUGAAAAGUAUUGAAUCUGCCAUUGCAGAAGUGAAUACCCAGGAAUGCUUGGUUAAAAAGGAGCUGGAAGUAACUAAGCAGCUCUACCGAGGAGAGUUAGAGCGCAUGGACAGCAUGUCAUUGGAGGGAGCCACAGCAAGAGACGCUUGGGCCUUGCCACAAAGGCACAGUCGCAGAGAACCCAGCUCAUGAUACUUGUAGAUUACGAAAGAAACUGUACAGUGUAAUUCUGGAAAAUAUGUUGAUAAAUGAGCUUCCUCUAAAAACGCUAGUCCAGGACAGUUUGUUAUCCUCCAUUUUUCAUUACAUAUGCCCAUGCCUACCUUAAUAUUCCUACAUAGUUGAUUUAAUCAAUUUGGUCUUGUUUAAGGAAAUGUCUAGGUAACAGUUUGUUUUAUUAUAAGUUGUAUAAUUGUAGGUUAAUUUUCAGAGUUCUCACAAAUGUAAACAUCAAAAGUUUAACUGUUGGGAAGAGUAUAACCUAAACCCAAGCCCUCGAGUGAUCCUGACACUCACUACUCUGGGCACAUUCUGGCAUUGGCAAUUUAACAUUUGUGUGAUAUUUGUUGUUACCACUAGAGGGAGCCUGCAGAGGUACUGCCAUUUGGAGUCUCUCUCCCAGGAUACAUUGUUGGAAUACAGGAAAGGACCAACAAAGGAGUUGAAGUACCAGAACAUCCAGGGUAGUUAGAAUAAUUCCUUGUUCAGUGUGGCCAACAGAAAGGGCAGUCCACCUUGAUGGCUUGGGAAGGAUGUGCUAAUAGCCCUAGAACUUGUCACUACAUUGGACCUCAAGUUCUUGUUUUUGUUCAGAGUGGUUCCUGAGAUCCAAACACUUCCAGCCUACAAGUGGAUGAACAGAUAAACAGAACUGAUACUGAUAGUUUUCCUUGGAGAGUUUUAAAAAUGCCUGCAGCUUAGUUUAAUAAAUACAAAUAUUGUUGGACAUUU
Grammomys surdaster is the source of this 2559-nucleotide messenger RNA. RefSeq lists its product as uncharacterized. Lineage: Eukaryota; Metazoa; Chordata; Mammalia; Rodentia; Muridae. The record is from RefSeq and is a predicted model, not a curated record. The transcript is spliced from 14 exons. The coding region runs from base 1 to 1800 and encodes 599 amino acids.